AUGGGAGAAGGAGGCAAAAGACGUGAUGGAGGACCCUCCAAUAUGGUUUAUGGUAGAGGUGGAGUCACAUCGACGGUGGUGUUGGCGAUGAUUUUUGUCAGAUCUAUUGUUCCGACGAAGCAAAUCGGAAAAGUUUUCUUGUAUUCUAUCAAAUCUGAAUGUCAAAGAUCUAGAGAUGAACUAGAUCUGGACUUCGAAGUAGAAUAUGAAGACGAAAAUCAUAGAUCUGAAGAGGAAAAUCGUAGAUCUAAAGCUGAAAUUGUAGAUCUGAAGAGGGAUAUCGUAAAUCUGAAGCUGAAACAGCAGAUUUGGAGCCAACCAGAGCUUGUGGAUCUAGUGGCGGUGGUUCGUCGGCGCAAACCCAUCGGGAUCACAUUAUUCAUCUGGGUGGAUUUGCGCACAACUCAACUGGAACCUGUAGGUUUCGACAUGGCUCUUCCUCUCUUUGCUAUCUUCUUCCCAACUGUUAGAUUUUUCCUCGACAGAUUAAUUUUUGAGCGUGUAGGUAGGUGGUUAAUAUUUAACAAAGGGCAGCAGAAGUUGGAUGUUGAGACAGAUGACAGGAAUAAAAAGAUAAGAAAAUUUAAAGAAUCAGCAUGGAAAUGUGUUUAUUAUCUUUCAGCAGAAAUCCUAGCCCUUGCUGUAACGUAUAAUGAACCUUGGGCCACUAACACCAACAAUUUCUGGAUAGGCCCUGGAGAUCAAAGAUGGCCUGAUCAGAAAAUGAAGCUGAAAUUGAAAGGACUUUACAUGUAUACGGGUGGAUUCUACACCUACUCCAUCUUUGCUUUGAUUUUCUGGGAAACAAGAAGAUCCGAUUUUGGUGUUUCCAUGGGGCAUCAUGUUGCAACUGCUAUCCUCAUUGCAAUGUCUUAUAUUUGCAGGUUUGCACGAGCUGGAUCGGUUGUUUUAGCACUUCAUGAUGCAAGUGAUGUGUUUCUUGAAGUUGGAAAGAUGUCUAAAUACAGUGGAGCCGAAGCACUUGCAAGCUUUUCAUUUAUUUUGUUUGUAAUUUCAUGGGUGCUUCUUCGCCUUAUUUAUUACCCUUUUUGGAUCUUAUGGAGUACAAGUUAUGAAGUUGUUCAAACAUUGGAUAAAGAGAAACAUGUUAAAGAGGGGCCCAUGUAUUACUAUGUCUUCAACACCCUUCUUUUCUGUUUGCUUGUUCUUCAUAUUUACUGGUGGGUCCUUAUGUAUCGCAUGCUUGUCAAACAAAUUCAAGAUCGAGGCAAACUUAGUGAUGAUGUUCGCUCUGAUUCGGAUAGUGAUAAAGAACAUGAAGAUUGAUUGGUGAUGAGAGGGAAGUCAAAAUGAAGUCAACGUGGGAUGGGAGUCUAAUAUUUAAAAAGUAUUAAGAUCUUUAUGGAUUCAGUUGUUUUGUUAUUAUUAUUAUUAUUAAUUUGCAGGUGGAGGGAUGUUUUUUCAAUCAACCUUAAAUCUGUGUGACUAGUGAGGGAAAGACUUGUAUAGAUAGAGAGAUUCAAAUUGCUAUAAAAAAAAAGUCAAUCUUUCCUCAUUGCAUGCUAGUUUGCAGACAAGUUAUCUUUUCUAUUUUUUUUUUUUAAUUUUUUUUUUUGUAGUUUGUUGAUAGUUUUUUAGGUUUUGAAGAGACUUUUAUAAUCACCAAGGAAUUGAUCUUGGUG
This is a messenger RNA of Lactuca saligna, 1643 nucleotides long. Lineage: Eukaryota; Viridiplantae; Streptophyta; Magnoliopsida; Asterales; Asteraceae. The record is from the annotation of a GenBank genome assembly.